Messenger RNA from Haemonchus placei, 348 nucleotides. NCBI's taxonomy places the organism in Eukaryota, Metazoa, Nematoda, Chromadorea, Rhabditida, Trichostrongylidae. The record is from the annotation of a GenBank genome assembly.
GAUUUUUUCACGAUGAGAGUUCCUCUAGCAGGACUCGUUACCGGUUGGAUGGCUACACUACCAGUUGGCCGAUAUAUUACUGCUCUUUACAUGCUAUCAUUCUAUUUACUUUACUUGGUUAUGUACUCUGCAACUGUUCUGGCAACAAUAAGAGCAAUCGUUAUUUGCUCAUCGAAUGGAGGCGAUGAGAUGGUCAAACGACUACUUCCCGUAUUUUUUCUGGCUAUUUAUCUACUACCGAUACUGACAACAUGGUUCCUUUAUCCAGCAGUGACCUAUAUAAGAAUGGAUUCCAGGGUUUUACCUGGUUACGGAGCAACUUUCGAUUACGUGAAAGUUUAUCCAAAU